This is a messenger RNA of Closterium sp. Naga37s-1, 1131 nucleotides long. NCBI's taxonomy places the organism in Eukaryota, Viridiplantae, Streptophyta, Zygnematophyceae, Desmidiales, Closteriaceae. The record is from the annotation of a GenBank genome assembly.
GUGCUGGCGCACUCCACGGAGGCGCUGCUGCGCCGCCACGCUGCCACGCCUGAGCAGUUCGUUGCCGCGCUCAGGGCCAAGUACCUCGUCCGCGCGGGGCUGUGCGGUCAUGGGGCGCGGGGGGGAGGCGCACGAGGGAACGGACGGGGGAGGGGCCGGGGAGGUGGGGAGACGCAUAGUGGGGAGAUGGGGGAAGGAACAGGAGAAGAGGGAGAGGAGGAGGGGGGGAUGGAUUGGGCGAGGAUGGGGAGGGAGUUUGGUUUGGAGCUGGUGCGACCUGCUUGGACGAUUGGAACCAUCAUACCUCCUCCCUCCCCUGCCAAUCAAACCCUUUCCUCCCCUCUUGGCCCUCCCGCUCUCCCCCCUGUCUCUCCCCAAUCGCCUGGUGAGCUGGUUACCAGCUGUGGUGCUGAUGUGAGCCUGCAACACCUGCGCAGAUGGGGAUGCGGCUCACUAGAAGGGUGUGGAUGCGGGGGGAGAGAGAGGGGGGAGGGAGGGGGAAGGGUGGCGGUAGUGGCAGCAGGGAAGGGAGGCGAUGUUGGAGAGGGACAGAUGUAUGGCUGGGUAAAGAGGGCACCACAGCACCGCGUGCACCUGCCGCAGCUCUCUCACCAUCCCUUCUUCCUCAUUCUCCCUCUUCCGCCACCCCCCCUAUGUCCUUUCCCCCUUCUGCACCUGAUUCCUUUGUACCAUGUGCUUUUCAAGCAGUUGAACAAGCAGCAAGGGAAGGACGGGGGAAGGAGGACGGGGCAGCAAGGAGACAGCAACGGAGGGGACAGUGAAGGAGAUCUGAACAAGCAGCAAGGGAAGGAAGGCGAAGGAGCAGAGGGUGGCAGUGGCAGCAAGGAGACGGCAACGGAAGGGACAGUGAAGGAGAUGUAUCGCCGGCUCAAGAGGGCACCACGGCACCGCGUGCAGCUGCCACAGCUGCUGCUAUCGCGCACAUCCUUUGCCCACACUGUCGAGAACAUGUUUGCGCUCUCAUUCCUUGUGAAAGAGGGCCGCGUGGGGCUCACGCCUGAUCCGACUUUUGGGGCUGCUGUUGACCUUCGCCCACCCACGGAGCCCGCAUCAGGCAGCGCGCAACCGAAGGGGCAGUUUAUAAUGCGUCUUGACAUCAACGACUGGAAG